AUGCGCGAACUCGUGGAGGACCUCAAUUAUGACUUUAACUACAAUAUGUUCAUCUUGAAAAAUGCUCUUCGGAGUCUACCGAAGCACGACUCACGCCCCUUGGCUCUGCAGUGGUUGCACAAACUGUCAUCGUGCAACAAGACCCUGGAGGACCUGAAGCUGCGCAACGAAUUCAUGUACCACAUGGUGAACGGACUGCGCGCUGGGGAACUGUGCCCGCCGUUCGACUCGCCGCCGCCAGACGUACCCCUCACCUGUAUGGCGCACAUGCUCCCGGGCGCCAACUUGGACGCAGAAGGAGACGACAAGGAGUCCGCGAAGGGUGUGUGCGGCUGCUCCAGCGGCCUGACGUCCAAGGCGUCGGGGCCCCCGGAGCCGCUGGUGCAGGCGCUCUCCCCGGACGGCGGCGCCUUCCUCGCCAACCAGCCUAUGCCGCGCUGCGGCGCCUUCUGCUACAUCGCCGUGCUCUGCAAGCGCUCCAGCUGA
Molecule: messenger RNA, 486 nt
Organism: Schistocerca serialis cubense
Lineage: Eukaryota; Metazoa; Arthropoda; Insecta; Orthoptera; Acrididae
Exons: 5
Coding region: 1-486 (161 amino acids)
Source: RefSeq, a predicted model, not a curated record